UGUGUAGCUUUGUGGUUAAUUACAAACAAACAUUUUAUAUUUGAACAUUUCUAUGAAUAAGUUAUCACUCACGUAAGUGUAAAACUAGACCAGCUUGUUCAUAUUUUUCCAUUGGCUAUUUUUUUUUUGUUAGUGCUUAAAACAACAGGAGCGAUUGUAACCACAAUACAGUUUUGUAUUUUGGCUUUGAAUAUCCAUCAUUUCGUAAAUAAAUGUUUUAUUCAUACAGGAGUAGCAAACAUUUGAAAAUUUGUUGCUGUAAUUCUUGUAUUUAUUGCUUAUGAAUGCAAGUUUUUUUUUAAAUGGUAGUAGAAAUGACACAAAACAACAUUGUAAUGAACCACACAAGUCCCAAUCGAUUUAUCAAAACAGAGCUGUUUCAGUCAGCAUGCCAAGCUGUACUUAACGUUUCCCACCAGGGCAAUGGCAUGACGUCACAGUGAAUGGCGGCGCGUGUGUCGUGUGCUGUAGCCCGGCAACCGUUGCAUGAAGAAACAAUCCAAGUGGUUUCCCGCGACAUCUAUCUCUCUCUCUCUCUCUCUCCGGACUACGCCACUAGGGCCAGUUCGGCAGUAGUCACAUAAGAGUUAUCACACUGGAUGGUGUAGUGAGUUCCGUCCGAACUGGCGUCAAAUUUCUUACCAAAAUUUCACGCCUGCAAUUUUGCGAUAAGUGGGGGUUAUCCCCCGUGCUGCGGCCGCGGCAGACCGACUUGGGCUACCGUCGGCCGUCGGCUAGCAAAUCAGAAAUGAGUAGUCAGGAUGCAGGUAACGGCAGUUUAUUUCAUUUCUCUUCCAAAUAUUCUCGUUCUAUUCCGUCCUCUUCCAGGUCCCUACCGAAGCUUUCUGGGGAGGAGCACUGCGGUGACGGAGAAGGCCUGUUGGGACAUCAACGGUUAUGUCAGCUCAACUGUAAUGGUAACUUCGAGCCUAUUCUUCACGAUCACGACUACUGCGAGCGGGUCGUGAUUAACGUCAGUGGCCUGCGUUUCGAGACCCAGCUACGGACACUGAACCAGUUUCCGGACACGCUGUUAGGUGACCCAACUCGCCGUAUUCGUUAUUUCGAUCCACUCCGGAACGAGUACUUUUUCGACCGGAAUCGGCCAAGUUUUGACGCCAUUCUGUACUACUACCAAAGCGGCGGAAGGCUUCGGCGACCUGUUAGCGUCCCGCUAGAUAUUUUUGCAGAAGAAAUUAAAUUCUAUGAACUGGGCGAGGGGGCGUUCAAUAAGUUCCGGGAAGACGAAGGAUUCAUCAAAGAAGAAGAGAAGCCGCUUCCAUCUCGCAAACUCCAGCAGAAGAUGUGGCUUCUGUUCGAAUACCCAGAGAGCUCACAGGGCGCACGUGUCAUCGCAAUCAUAUCCGUCGUCGUCAUCCUCCUGUCCAUCGUCAUAUUUUGUUUAGAGACUUUGCCAAACUUCAAACAUUACAAGAUCUUUAACUCGACCAAUGGAGUGCUGAGGGUCGUUGAGGACGAAGUAACAAAACUGACCGAUCCCUUCUUUCUCAUAGAAACCUGUUGUAUAGUGUGGUUCACCUUCGAAUUAUUGGUGCGAUUCCUGACCUGCCCCAAUAAACUGGCUUUCUUCAAGGACGUAAUGAACUUUAUUGACCUUGUAGCCAUCAUUCCCUACUUCAUUACCCUGGGGACAGUGGUGGCCGGAGAAAACCACCGGUCUCCUGCGUCGGGCAACGAGAGGGCCAGUAACAAUCAAGCCAUGUCGUUGGCUAUCUUAAGGGUCAUCCGUUUGGUGCGAGUCUUCAGAAUUUUUAAGCUCUCCAGGCACUCCAAAGGCCUGCAGAUUCUGGGCCGGACACUAAAAGCCAGUAUGAGAGAACUGGGUUUACUCAUAUUCUUCCUCUUCAUUGGUGUGAUCCUAUUCUCCAGCACCGUUUACUAUGCCGAGGCCGAUUCGGAGAGGUCCUACUUCAAAUCCAUCCCAGACGCCUUCUGGUGGGCCGUUGUAACCAUGACAACUGUGGGUUACGGAGACAUGAGGCCCGUGGGAGUGUGGGGUAAGAUUGUGGGCUCCUUAUGUGCUAUCGCAGGCGUGCUGACUAUAGCGCUUCCAGUUCCCGUGAUCGUAUCUAACUUCAAUUACUUCUACCACCGAGAAACUGACCAAGAGGAAAUGCAAUCACAGAAUUUUAAUCACGUGACAGCCUGUCCUUACCUACCAGGAACGGUGGGGCUCAAACCCCGGCAAGAAUCUCUUAGUGAAUCCGAUUCGGACAUCGUAGAGCUUGAAGAAGGGCUACUGAUCACGAGUGACCAUUUGGACAAAAAGCCCAACUACAAGCCCCAGCCAAUCAACAAUAUUGGUAUCGUCGCUAUAGAAACAGAUGUAUGACAGCGUCAGAGGAUGGAUAAGUGUAGGU
Messenger RNA from Limulus polyphemus (Atlantic horseshoe crab), 2381 nucleotides. RefSeq names its product potassium voltage-gated channel protein Shaker-like. The coding region runs from base 749 to 2353 and encodes 534 amino acids. Gene Ontology annotation, cellular component: membrane; voltage-gated potassium channel complex. Gene Ontology annotation, biological process: protein homooligomerization; potassium ion transmembrane transport. The transcript has a single exon. Gene Ontology annotation, molecular function: delayed rectifier potassium channel activity; protein binding. NCBI's taxonomy places the organism in Eukaryota, Metazoa, Arthropoda, Merostomata, Xiphosura, Limulidae. The record is from RefSeq and is a predicted model, not a curated record.